Molecule: messenger RNA, 2527 nt
Organism: Ochotona curzoniae (black-lipped pika)
Lineage: Eukaryota; Metazoa; Chordata; Mammalia; Lagomorpha; Ochotonidae
Gene: CEP55
Product: centrosomal protein 55
Exons: 9
Coding region: 221-1612 (463 amino acids)
Biological process (GO): regulation of phosphatidylinositol 3-kinase/protein kinase B signal transduction; mitotic cytokinesis
Source: RefSeq, a predicted model, not a curated record
CGGCUGUGCUUGGGCCCUGCGGGCUCCGCGCUCAGGCUCAGGUGCUGGCAGCUCCCGGGCAGCGACCAGGCCCGGCAGCCCCGGAGCCAGGCCGGACCGCGAGGGAGGCGGGGUCGGCAAUCCGGCUGCGGAACAGCAUCCCAGCACGCCCGGGCACCCGCGCCUGUAGGACGGCGGCGUCUCUCCCACACAUCGGAAGAGCCCUGCGACUGUUUUGGAGAUGUCAUCCAAAAGUCCCAAGGAUUUAAUUAAAAGUAAGUGGGGCUCCAAGCCCAGUAGCUCCAGAUCAGAGACUGCGCUGGAGAGGUUUAAGGGCGAGAUUGCAGCCUUGAAGACCUCGGUGGACGAGAUCACCAGUGGGAAAGGAAAGCCGCAAGACAAAGAGAGACAGAGGCUUUUGGAGAAAGUUCGAGCCCUUGAAGAAGAGAGGGGAAAGAAUGUUUACCACCUCGCAGAGAAAGACAAAGAAAUACAGCGACUCAGAGACCAACUAAAGACCAGAUGCAGCAACUCUGCAUUGCUCGAACAGCUGGAAGAGAAAACAAAAGAAGGUGAAAGGAGGGAGCAGUUGUUGAAAUCCUUGUCUGAAGAGACAGAUGUUUUGAAGAAGCAGUUGUCAGCCACCACAGCAAGAAUUGCCGAGCUUGAAAGCCAAGCCAGUACGUUCCGUUUGUCACAGACUGUGGCUGCAAACUCGUUCAACUCCUCAGUGAGUAAUAUUCAUGAAGUGGAAAUGCGACUACAAGAUGCUCUAGAGAAGAAUCAGCAGUGGCUUGUGUAUGAUCAGCAGCGAGAAGUCUAUGUCAAAGGACUCUUAGCAAAGAUCUUUGAAUUGGAAAAGAAAAUUGAAACAGCUGCUCCUUCACUCCCACAGCAGACGACGAAGACUGAAUCAGAAGGUUAUCUUCAAGAAGAGAAGCAAAAAUAUUAUAACCAUCUUUUAGCAAAUGCAAGAAAGGAUCUUGAGAUUGAACGACAAACUAUAACUCAGCUGAGUUUAGAACUAAGUGAAUUCCGAAGAAAAUAUGAGGAAACUCAAAAGGAGGUUCAAGAAUUAAAUCAGCUGCUGUGUACACAAAGAAAGGCAGAUGUCCAACAUCUGGAAGAUGAUAGGCAUAAAACAGAGAAAAUACAAAGACUCAAGGAAGAGAAUGAUAUUGCAAGAGAAAAACUUGAAGAAGAGAAGAAGAGAUCUGAAGAACUCUUAACUCAGGUCCAGUUCCUUUACACAUCUCUGUUAAAGCAACAAGAGGAGCAAACGCGGGUAGCUCUGUUGGAACAACAGAUGCAGGCAUGUACUCUGGAUUUUGAAAAUGAAAAACUUGAUCGUCAAAAUAUGCAACAUCAGUUGCAUGUCAUUCUUAAGGAGCUCCGAAAAGCAAGAAAUCAAAUAACACAGUUGGAAUCCUUGAAACAGCUUCACGAGAUUGCCUUCACGGAGCCAUUAGCUGCUUUCCAAGGAGAGACUGAAAAUAGAGUAAAAGUUGCUUCCCCCAAGAGUCCCUCCACCGCGCUCAACGAAAGCCUAGUGGAGUGUCCCAACUGCAACAUCCAGUAUCCAGCCACGGAGCACCGCGACCUGCUCGUGCAUGUUGAGUACUGCUCAAAGUAGUGAGAUUAAUUCUUCUCUGGGCCAGAAAUACAAAAUAUUGUAUCUGACGUUCGCUUAAUGACACUUGGAGUCACAUAUGUGACCUCUUACAUAAGAAACUAUCUACCUUGGGCGUGCUGGCCUUCGAGUGAAUCAUUGCAGGUGUUUGUUUUGAUUGCUUGGCCUCUUCCUGGCAGUGAUACCUCCCUGAAGCAGUUCACAUUGGCACGCUCUGCCAAAACGGGGGCAGUGUGGCCUAAGACUUUUAAUGUUUUGCACUGUUAAAGUACUUGAUGAAGAAAAAAAAAAAAGUUGAACUUACUGCUUAUGGCUUGAAUCUGUUGCACCAGAAGGCAAAUAUUUUAUGUUUUGUGAGUUUUAAAAAGUCAAAUCUAGUUAACCAAGAAUCUUAACUGUGUUAGCAUCGUAAUCCAAGCACUUAGCAGAAAUUUACAAUUCUGGUUUUGAUGUUCACUGGUCGAAAGAAGUGAUAUUGUUGUCAUUUUUUCCUUACUCUUGUAGAACGGUUAUUAGGAAAGGUGGGAAUUGCCCUGCUCUUUGUUGCUGCUUACUGUUGGAGCUGGGAGCCCAGCUCCAUUCCCGCUGUGAAGCGGGUGCUUCCAAGGAAGGCUCUGAAGUAGCCACACACGGUGUUUUCUCUCACAUGAUCUGGCUGCAACUGUAACUCGAAUUUCAUUAGUACAGGUUGGUUAGCUAAAAUUGUUAAAAUGAAUUUUAACAAAGCUAUCUAGCCUACUUUUUUGAUUUGCGGGUUUUUAUUUAUUAUUUUAGCACUCUUAAAGCUGGGCAGUGUAAUUAUCAGAUAUCUGUUUAUCAGAAUAGAUAUUUUUAUACAUGCUUUAUGUAAACCAAAAUUUUUUUUUUAUUUCUUCAGGUUUUCUAAAAUGUUUUAACACUGGGCUGCUGUUAGCAACA